This is a messenger RNA of Vespa velutina, 3553 nucleotides long. RefSeq lists its product as uncharacterized. NCBI's taxonomy places the organism in Eukaryota, Metazoa, Arthropoda, Insecta, Hymenoptera, Vespidae. The record is from RefSeq and is a predicted model, not a curated record. Bases 311 to 2167 code for a protein of 618 amino acids. Gene Ontology annotation, molecular function: protein binding. The transcript has 6 exons.
AUAUAAUAAGAAUGGAAAAAUAUUUCUUUAACUUCGAAGCUAACGUUAAUACAGUCGAUAAUAUUACAUCCCCUGUUUUACUGGUUGACAGUAAUUCUGUUAUUUACAUUUAUCAUAUAUCGGAAAUAAUAUCGAUUUUCUUAUCUCUUCACAAGGAUAUUCGCUGCACAUUGGAAAUUCAUAAUUUCGUUAGGAGAUUGUUUAUUUCAACAUUAUAUUCGUGCCAAACUGAAUAAAGUUUGAAUAAAUUCGAUGAAAUUACAACCCAUGUAAUUUCGAUAAUUUGGCUAUUUCUAAAUUAAUUGUCAAGAUGAACAGUACACAGCAAUAUAUGAAAAACUCAAUGAAAAAACUUUACGAUCCGGAAUAUGAUUACGAAACGUGGGAGUACGAAGAAGAGGCUAUUGAGAUAUUCGAAGAAUAUAAAUAUUCCGAUGUUUCCAGCGAUGAUACCGAUAUUUUAGAUGAUUACGAUGAACGAGAUAAAUUGAGAACUGAAGAUGAAAAAAUGAGGAAGAAGAAGAAGAAGCGCUUAUCAAAAUUACUCGGUAUCGAUCGAAAAAAGUACGUCGAUGUUUCGGUGGAAACUUUGAUUACUCCUGAAGAAGUGGACGAUGCUUUGAAAAGUUUACCCAGCGAAUCUUCGAUUCAUCUUUGCUUGAAAGAGAUCGAUAUCAGUGAUUCACAAAUGAUAUUAUCGAAUCUGCAUACUGUCUUUUCCAUCCCACAUGAUCCUGGUACAGAACCGGCAUUAUGGACUGUCGAUACUCAAGAUACUUUUAAGGAAAAUGGCAUAUAUAAAUUUGACGAGCACGUAAAGAGGAAAGGUUUAAAAGUGAUACAUACGAUCAACGAUAUGUUGCAUACGGAAUGCAUCAAUUUACGAUAUUACGGCAUCGAUCCACGUAUCGUCGAAAUAAUUUGUCAUGUUCUAAAAAAUAACGAUUCCGUUCAUACGAUAGAUCUUACGGACAAUUGGUUGACUAAAAGUGCUUGUUAUUAUUUGGGUGAAUUGAUGCAAAAAAGUACCAUGAUAAUCAGUUUAAUUUUGUCUAAGUGUCGAAUUGGUCCUGAGGGUAUGAAAGAACUUUGCAAUGGUAUAUCGAUUACAUCGUCCUUGAUCACUCUCAAUCUUAAUUCUUGCAACAUCGAGGACAAAGGAUUAGAAGUAUUGGCAUUCGCUAUAGAAAAUAAUGAAAGCAUGGAGAAACUUUUUUUAGCGAAUAACAAUUUAAACAAAACUUGUACCGAACAUCUUUGUUACCUCAUCAUGAAUUCUAGAUCGAUUAAGUGGUUGGAUUUAUCUUGGAAUUCGUUGUUCGAUGAGCAUACUUGGAAAGCUUUGACCAGUGUAUUAUCGAAAAAUCGUACAUUGAUUGGUUUAAAUUUAUCGUGGAACGGGAUCGGUACAGAAUGCGUUAAAUAUUUAACAAUUGUUUUGAGAAUUUCGCAUCUAAAAAUAUUGGAUCUAAGUAAUAACAUGUUCACGAAAUUUGAUGCUGCAAACAUUUCGAAAUCUCUAUCAAGAAAUAGCAUAUUACAAGAAUUAUAUCUGGGAAACAAUCCUCUAGAAGCGGAAGGUGCUUUUAUUCUGAUUUCAUCGAUUAAUCCGAAAAAUUCGCCAGAAAGUGGUCUACGCCUUUUAAAUUUAGAAAAUGUUUGGGCAGACAAAACUAUUCUACCGGAAUUAGAAAUAAUAGAAAAUGAAAGGCCAUGGUUACAAAUCGUAUUAGGUGGUAUUUUAAGUAAUUACAUAUUAAUAGGGCCAAAUGUUAUGAAAAUUUUAUUAAGAAGAGCUAACUAUGAAGCAAUGGCACAAAAAAAAAAGAAACUUAGAAGAAACUUUGGACAUUUUGUAUUAUCUUUAAGUGAUAAUCCAAUAAGUCGAGGACAAUUUAGAAGAUUAAUAAGCGAAUUUAAAUUGAAAUUAUCUAAAUCACUUAUUAAAGAAAUUAUAAUGGCUUUCCUUGGACCAAAAAAAACUGUUGAUCAAGGACUUCUAAAAGCUGUCUAUUUAGAAGAAUUUCCAGAUACAAAACCUCCUCCAGUCAAGCCAUCAAAAGCGCGCAAAGAAAAGGAAGAAGACUUGGUCAAAAUAGAAGAACCUGAAAAGCCAGAAGUAAAAGGAGAAUAUAAAGAAGAAGUUAAGGUCAGUUUAAAAGAUUAAGAAUCUGCAUAAUCAUUAUAAAUUAUUAUAUAUAUAUAUAUAUAUGUUUGAUAUUUUAUAACCACAUAUCUUACUUUAUUUAUGAUCACAUAAAGUAUCCUGAUCCAAAAGAAAUGGCAGAUGAAGUUGAAGAAUACAUAAUUGAUGACUUCUAUGAAGGGUAUUACUAAAAGUAUCAAUGAUUACACACAGCUAAUCCAUUAAAUAUACAAAAAUACUGAUAAUUUUUUAAUAAAGCAUAUUAAAAGAGUCAGUGAAUGAAAUAACAAGAGAUUUAUUUUAUGUGUGUGUGUAGAUAUUUUCUUUUCUUUUGCGAAUUACUUUACUAGAUUUUAUUUUGAGCAAUAUUUGCAUUUCUAUAAUAAAUUAAACAGAGGAUAAGGAUAAAUUUAAUCAAUAUAAAAUAUUCUUGCUGCAAUAUCACUGAUAAUCCAAUUAAUACCCUCCACUAAAUUUUCUCCCGUCACAGCAGAACAUUUAUAUAUCUGCCAGUGAUGCGUUUUUAUAUUAGGUAAUUCCAAGAUUUCAGCAAUGUCCGAUGCUGAUAGAGCUCCAGGUAAAUCUUGUUUAUUGGCAAAUAUCAAAAGACUUGCCCCUUCUAAUCUUUCUUCUUGCAAUAAUUUGUACAAUUCUACUUUACAAUCUUCUAAUCUUCUACGAUCUGCACUGUCAAUUACCCAUAUAAGUCCAUCGGUAGAUUCAAAAUAAUUCCUCCAAUAUGAUCGUAAUGACUUUUGUCCACCCACAUCCCAUACAUUCAGUUUAUAACCACGAUGUUCUAAAGUUUUUAUAUUAAAACCAAGGGUUGGAGAUAUAGUAUCAAUAGGUUCUCCAUUUAUUCGUUUUAGAACUGUGGUUUUACCUGCAUUAUCCAAUCCUCUAAAAUAUUAUUUUCAUUUUAAACAUUUAAGUAUUAAUUUCUAAUUAAAAAAUAUAAUAAAUUUGUAAUGUCGUACUAACAACAUUAGAAUUCUCAUUUCUUUUUCUUUCUGCUUCAAUUUCUUCAACACCGUUAAUAAACCCAUCCUUGUGAAAGUCUUUACAUACAAACGGAAUAAAAUUUUUCUGUGUCGAUCAUCCGUUCAACGCACCUCUUUGUACGAGCACACUAUUACAUAAGUAUUAUAUUCAUACAAUUCUUUUUAUUUAUCGAUUGGUUCAUCAGCGACUCAAAAUUUGAUUCGAUUAUACGUCCUGGAAAAGUAAUCAAGUUGAAUGAUUUUUAAAAGAAGAAUAACUAAUAAUCAACAUAACCUUUACGCAUACCAAUUUGACAAUUAUGAUUUUCCGAAAUAUGUACCUUUUAUAGUCACGAAUAAUUUAAAAUCUAAAUAGAAAAUUUUCAUUAGGUUUUUUUUUUUUAUGACGUUUUCUAUUCUCUGUAUA